Molecule: messenger RNA, 4524 nt
Organism: Scatophagus argus
Lineage: Eukaryota; Metazoa; Chordata; Actinopteri; Scatophagidae
Gene: styxl2
Product: dual specificity phosphatase 27
Exons: 5
Coding region: 620-4150 (1176 amino acids)
Biological process (GO): negative regulation of MAPK cascade; protein dephosphorylation
Cellular component (GO): cytoplasm
Molecular function (GO): MAP kinase phosphatase activity; protein tyrosine/serine/threonine phosphatase activity
Source: RefSeq, a predicted model, not a curated record
CACACACACACAGACGUGGUGUUUUUUAUUUAUCUUCUAUUUCAGUGAGUUUUCUCACGUCUGAUGAGCGCUGAUGUUUUUGUGUUUUCAAAGCUCGAGGCUGUGUGGCCCUUCACUGAGCCGCUGAUCUCAGGCCUGUCAGGCUUGGAGGCAGCUGUCGCUCCGGUUAAAAAUAGAUGAGCUGGAAGGCCUCAUAUCACACACACACACACACACACACACACUCCAUACACGCACAGAUUUACAGAAACAUCAGUCUGGAAGCCUUGUAUGUUUUGUGGCUGUCAUGUGGUCCUCCUUGAGGCCUGUUCCACAUUAAACAGGAUCUUACUGUAUAUGCUUUAAAGGAAUAUUCAAACAUUUUGGUAAAUACAGUUCAAAUAUUGAUCUCAGGUCUGUACGGUCAACAUGAAGCCACAACCAGCAGCCGGUUAGCUUAGCUUAGCUUAGCUUAGCAUAAAGACUGGAGACAGUUUUUUGUUGCCUUAUUGAAACCAAUACCUCUGUUGUUAUGUGUUUAUUAGCAGUUAGCUGUGUCCUCAGUGUCUCAGGUUGUGUCCUCGACUCCUGAGUUAACUUUAGAGACUCUGAGGUGUAAUGACGAAAGUUCGCAGUUCACAUGACUCAAAGUGAUUUGCUUUUUGAUGGCAGGACGAAGGUUGCCAUGGCGUCGACGGGUGAGAGCGGGCAGCGUGGCGAUCAGACGGUUCCUGGUGGGGAGGAGGUGAAGGAGGAGGAGGAGCAGAGUGGCGUCCAGGGAAUCCAGUCUCAUUACCUGCGCUGUCCUUCCCCCAGUUUCUCCAUGGCAUCGGAGUCCAGGUUCUCCAUGAUCUCCGGCUCUGACGCCGCCAGCAUCUUCAUGGAGCCCAUCCACCUCUCUUCAGCCAUCGCUGCCAAGAAGAUCAUCAACGAGGAGCUGCCGCCUCGCAGCGUGCGAGCCGAGUCCAUCCCGGAGUCCAUGCUGGAAACCGCCGAGCAGCUGAUGGUGGAGGACCUCUACAACCGCGUCAGGGACAUGAUCGACGACCGCAGCCCCUACAACACCCCCUGUGUGCUGGACAUCCAGAGGGCCAUGGUGCAGGACCGCUUGGAGGCUCCCAUCAACCCUGUGGAUGAGGUGUGGCCCAACAUCUUCAUAGCUGAGAAAUCGGUUGCAGUCAACAAAGCUCGCCUGAAGCGAAUGGGCAUCACCCACAUCCUGAACACCGCCCACGGCACAGGGGUCUACACAGGCGAGUCUUUCUAUGCCGGCAUGAACAUCCAGUACAUGGGCAUCGAGGUGGAUGACUUCCCCGACGCCGACAUCUCGCUGCACUUUCGUCCCACCGCCGAAUUCUUGGACGAGGCUCUUUUGACACACAGAGGAAAGGUUCUUGUGGUUUCCAUGAUGGGCGUCAGUCGCUCUGCAGUCCUGGUGGCGUCCUACCUGAUGAUCUUCCAGCACAUGACCAUCAUGGAGGCCCUGACUUCCAUGAGAAAAAAGCGCGCCAUCCACCCCAACGAAGGCUUCCUGAAGCAGCUGCGAGAGCUUAACGAGAACCUGAUGGAGGAACGCGACGAUGAUGACGAAACGCUCAGCCAGUGCUCUGUUAUUGAUGCCCGCACACGUGCUCGCAUCUUUGGUGAUGGCGGGGAUGACGAUGAUGACGAUACUGACAAAGAAGAAGAACAGAGUAUGAUUGAGGUGAAAGCGCACUCCAUCAUGAUGGAAGAGGAGGAGGAUGGAGAAAGCGUGAUGAGCAGCGUCGCCUCUUCGGCGGCUGCUGCAGCACUCAGGAGUGGACUGAUUGGAGUGCAGGACGGACUGGAGCACAAGGAAUCGGCUCAAGAAGACCUUGUUCUACUCGAAAAGGAGGAGGAUGGCGAGGAUGAUGAUGGUCUUGACGGUAUGAUCCGCGAGUGGCAGCGGAGGAACGAGAAGUAUCAGGAUGAUGACUGGUGGGAGGCGCAGCUGAACAGCGACGGCGAAGAUGAGGAAUCUAUCGCCGAUGGUCGACCAAAGAAGACGAGGGGCGGUGCAGACGUUGAUGUGGACAGUGUCACCAGCGAGGAUGUACGAGCUGUGAAAGAGCGGGUGAAGCGUCGCAAUAGACGUCCGCCUUCAGAUGCGAUGUCCACCUCCAGCUGCACAAGUUACUCUGAUCUUUGGAAACAGCGGCUGAGAGAAAUUGAGGAACAAGCUGCUGCGCGCUACCGUAAGAAAGAGGAAGACGAAUGCAGCGAGAGCACCGCCACAGAGGGUGGAGAAGGAAGAAAGAAGAAGAUUGAUGAUGAUGUAGACAGCAUCCUCUCUGACAGCAGCUCCAUGUACAACUUUUGCCAGAAGAAUAAGGAGAAGAUGACGCCUUUGGAGCGUUGGCGCAUCAAGAGGAUCCAGUUCGGCUGGAACAAGAAAGAUCGAGAAGAUGGAGAGAAAAGUUCCAUAGGAGAUGGAGAGGAUGGUGCUGGUGAGGGACAAGCCAAGACCCCAUCCUUCCAAGAUGUCAACCUGACAGCAUAUCAGUCGUGGAAGCUGAGGCAGCAGAAACGUUUCGGGGAGGAGAACACGGAUGAGAUUUUGGAGUUGAGUCGGGGCGAGGACUCUGCAACCGUGAAACGGAGACAAAGGCGUGAGGAGAUCCUGGAGCGCUCAAAGAAAACUUUAGAAGAGAGUCAGUCCAUGUGUGGCUGGGAGACUGAGAGCUGCAUCAGUGGAGGUACGAUACCUCUCUCUGCCUUUUGGGCUGGAGCUGGUGUCACGGGUCCGCCAAGCGUCACCAAUGAUGACAACAUGUCGAUGCUCAGUGGCAGGUCAUCCGUCAUAUCUUCAGUUUCACAGGCGCGCAGUACAAGAUCAGCACUAUCUGCAGUCCCAGUUAAUCCAGUGAUGCCAGUUCCUCCCAUCGUCCCAGUUCCUGCUGUCCAAGGUCCCGGAGGUGAACCAAUGGUAAACCUGGCCAGCAUCCAAAACUGGAUUGCUAAUGUUGUCUCUGAAACGAUCAAGCAGAAGCAAAGCGAGAUGAGCCUGCCUCCUCCGUCACGUGCUGGAUCCGAGCUCAGCUUUGGCGGUGCAGCGAGUGUGAUUUCAGGCCGUGGCGUGGAUGAUGACAAGGCGUCCUCGUUGAGUGGUGCUUCCUAUUCCAGUGCACUGUCUCAGGGGCGUGGCAGAGCGGCGUCAGUCCUCUCAGGUGGCGGAUCAAGCAGCGUCUCUGGCCUCACUGGAAGAGCCUCUGCUCUGGGAUCCAAUCUUGGCUCCACUCUGGGCUCCAAGAAGAACAAAAUCACCACCACCAGCGUACCUCUUUUCAGCCUCUUCCAAGACCAGGUCAACAUGGACAAACUGGACGCCAUGGACAAGGAGAUCAAGUCUGACAUGAGGGACAAGAUGGCUACCUACGAAAAGAAGAAGAUCCUGGAGGACAACAAGCGCAGCACCCUGUACAAGAAAAAGAAACCGAAGGAGGAUGAAGACGAGGAGGAGGAAAGAAAGAAGAAAGAGGAAGAUUUUCUUGAGGAAACAAAGAAGAAGGAGAAACCUACAAGGACUUAUGGCCUCUCUGGGUGCCUGAAUCUCAACCCUGCCCUGGAGAAAGAUAAGAACACCAGCAUCGACGACUGGCUGAGAAGUGUCAGGCCUCCACAGGGGAAAACAGCCUCUGGACCUGAAGUCGGUCCAUCACAGGAUCCGUAUGACGACCUUGAUGCCUCCGCUUCUGAAUUCGACUUCUCAAGUCGCAGGGCCUCGUAUUCUGUCGAGGAAGAAGACGAAGAAACUUAUGGCGUCACCUCCAGGUACAGGUCAAGGUUAGGUGAGGACAUAUCAAGUGGAGACACAGAAUAUUCCUGCAACGGCUUCUCGCAAUCCCACGACUACGGCCGAGCAGGGAGGUCGUACGGCGAGAGCGACGAGUGCACAGAAAGCUACGCCGACUUCUCCACGAAGAGAAAUUUCGCUCAUCAUUCGCGAUAUGGAAUCAGCGACACGGAGGGGAGGAGGAGUAGGAGGGAGGAAACAGAGGAGGAGGAUGACAUUGCUACCUUCAUCGCCCAAACCAGGCAGAGGAUCAGAGCUCGGGCGGUCGCUGAGGCCGAAGACGACGAAGUGCUGGCGGCUUGGAGGGCACAGCAGGAAGCAAAAUCACAGAGCAGAAGUGCUUCUUCGGAGAAAUGACUGAUGCAGCGAGGUUUUAGGUAAAGUUUAGUGCCAGUUGUGUGCAGGUAUCACUUUAUUCACUUUAAUAAUUGUGGAUAUCUUGAAGAAAAAUAAAAAGCCAGUUUACGUGAAAAUCAGUAAGGAAACAGAGCACUUUUCCAAAUCAUCAUGCAUCAGAAUUUUAGAAGGGUGAAUGUUCAGAGCCUGUAUUAUUUGUAAUGACCUGAAAUUGAAGAAGGGUUCAGGUUUUGACCGCACCAUCAUUGAAUAUAACACUGACGGUAAAACAUUAAGUGCAUAUUUUCAUAAAAGACGAUGUGGAACUCCUCAACAAUGGAUCGAACCCCGUUUGUACUGUUGUUUUAUUGUUGAAAUAAAUGUUCUGCUGUAAA